Molecule: messenger RNA, 2758 nt
Organism: Rhincodon typus (whale shark)
Lineage: Eukaryota; Metazoa; Chordata; Chondrichthyes; Orectolobiformes; Rhincodontidae
Gene: odf2a
Product: outer dense fiber of sperm tails 2a
Exons: 18
Coding region: 94-2139 (681 amino acids)
Biological process (GO): regulation of cilium assembly
Cellular component (GO): centrosome
Source: RefSeq, a predicted model, not a curated record
CGCGUCCGGAAGUGACAUAACACCGUGGAGGGGUUGGGAAGCUGCAAACCCGAGUUAACUGCUGUGACUGGCUGCGAGUGACAGGCGCUUCGUAUGCUGAGAAGAGAAAUGAAAACCAGAUCGUCUCCUCUGCUCCAUGUUCAUGUUGAUGAAACCACCCCUGUCCAUGUCCAUGUUAAAAAGAGCCCAAAACCAUCAAAGAAAGUUCAGCAAAAGCUGAAAGGAGCCUGGGAAUGUGGCAACCUACGAGAAACCAGUAAGGUCAAACCCAAGAUCCCAUGGAUUCCACCAGGGAAAACAUCAGUGAGGGAUGUUGGCUACAAAUGGGAGGGCCCAACUCAUCGUUUAGAUAUAACUCCAGUUGACACUCAGAAGUUCCACUCAACGCUUCAUUUGAGUGACCUCUCCACAGAUGAUGAGGAGGCUAUACAUGGGAAGAUGAAUGAGUAUGAAGAGAAAAUUGAUUGUCUUAUGAGCCAAGUGGGAUCACUAAAAAAUGAAAUUGAACUGAGGAAGAAAAAUCACCUGUUGGAACAGCAAAAGGAGGAGUUGAAUGUGUCCAAGCGAUUGAUUGAAGAGAAAGAGGAGGAAUUAGCUGAAGUCACCAAGGAGCUAGUUCUUACAGAGCACAAGAAUGAACUACUUCAAAGAGACCUUGAGAUGAUGAAAGAGGAUCCAGCUGUUUCCUGCUUGGAGAAGAAACACUGGCGAAAAGAUAAGGACACCCUGUUGAAAAUGCUGGUGGAGGCUGAAAUGGAUGGGGCAGCUGCGGCCAAACAGGUUGCAGCCCUGCGCAGUGCCAUCAGUAAAUUACGCAUGGAGAAGCCAAUACCAAUGUCAGAAAGUAACCUGUUACAAAGGCAGAAGGAGUUGCUACUGCAGAAGCUGGAAACUUUUGAUGCAACAAAUCGAGUGGUUCGACAGUUACUGAAGGAGCAGCACUCACAGGAGACUGAUGCCUUGAGACUGUUUGAGCAAAAGGAAGCCCUUCUUGAAAAACUGGCCCAGUCAGAAGCAGAAAAUGCGCGCUUGUCCAUGAAGCUGCAGGAAGUUGAAAAUCAGAUUGACCAACUCCGCAUUCAGUAUCGAACAGAAAAGGAUAAUGCUCGUGCAGCAGCAGAGUUCUCCAAAUCACUUGAAACUACACGAGCCCACCUACAAGGACAGCUUCGCAGCAAAGAGGCAGAUAACAAUCGGAUGCUUGUUCAGAUCAGGAAUUUUGAACGUACCAUCUCACAACAGAAGGGGGAGUUGGACUACCUGACAGACCAACUAAGGCAAUUCCAAAAGAAAAGGGACAGGGACAAAGAGGCCUUGAAGAAAGCAACCAGGGCUCAAAAGCAACGAGCAGAACGCAGUGAAGAUGCAGUUGAGCUACUCAAUGCCCAGUUAAUUGACAAGGAGUCGCAGCUGGCAGACGCAUUGUCAGCGGUCGAGACGUGGAGAAGUUCUCAUAACAAGGUGAUGAAAGAAAAGAGUCAGUUGGAUGUUGAGAUUUCACUCUUGAACAACCGCAUUACAGAUCUGUUGGAUCAGACUCAUCAUGUGGAGGACAAGGCUCGGGGAGACAUGGAGUCAGUGAUGGGCAAGCUGCAGAAGAUGUCAUCUGAGAGCACCAGUGUCAAAAUGGAGAAUGAGACAAUGAAGGCAAAUAUGUCAGCUGUGGAGGAGAAGCUGACACUUGCUCAAUCUGAGAUGCAGCAGUUGAAAACCUCUAUCAAACGUUAUGAAGGGCUGGUGGAUAGCUACAAAUCUCAGUUGAUGAAGACACGAAUGGAGGCGGAUGAGUACAAUGCAAAACUGGAGAGGGCAGAGAAGGAGAACAAGCUACUGAAAGAUGAUGUGAACAAGGAAAUUGAUCAGGUCCGGAGACAGAUGCAGAAAAAGCUGACCGAUUUGGAGCCCGUUCCUGAGUUGUUGAAGUUAACUGAGCACAAGCUUCAGGAUUGCCAACAGCAGCUCGCAAUAUAUGAGAGAAAAAAUGUAGAUCAGUCAUCUGUCAUAUGUAAUCUCAAGAUGGAGAUUGAGGAGCAGAGUAGCAAGACAAGAGAGAAGUGCCAGCAUUUGCAAGAAGAAAAUUAUAAUCUGAAGCUGAAGUUGGAGACUUUGGAAAGGUUAGUUUUUAUUGAGUGUAAUUAAAAGGGGAAGGAGCUAACUGAAAUAUUGUUGCCGUACAAGAGAAGGUGAGCUAAAUCCAGACUCUCUCUUCCUUUACUGUUGGGAUGCAUUAUGCGUUUCUGUUUGGGAGUUUCAUUUCUCCUACCCUCUUUUUGUCUGAUCAACUUAAGUGUCCUGGAAAGGGAGUUCUCAAACCCAUCCCACCCACCCCGACCAGUUUCUCUUCCAACCACAUGACUGUUAAAAUUUCCUUAGCCCUUCAAAGGUAGACACUGUAUUAAACUUUGUUCUAAUACUAGAGCCAUGUGGUUUCUUAGUCUUAAGAGGGGUAAUAUUACUGCUUGAUUGGUGUCAAAAUGGCUUGCUUCUCUUUUUAAAAAAUCCUUUCCCUUACUCCUUACAAAUUUUGGACUGUUUUUCAUAAGACAAUUUGUUGUACGUACUGAAUUAUGUUGUCCUAUUUUUUUUAAAGGAGGAACAACUGAGGAAACCUGUUAGAACAAAGCAGCUCUUAAUUCUCCAAAGAUGGAUUAAACUUGAAAGGCAAAUUGUGAAAACAGAAGUGGACUGUUAACUAAACUUAAAAUUUUUUGAUUAAGAAUUUAAACACUAUGAUGUGUAUAGGUCAUGUGUUCAUUGC